Molecule: messenger RNA, 2780 nt
Organism: Hypoxylon fragiforme
Lineage: Eukaryota; Fungi; Ascomycota; Sordariomycetes; Xylariales; Hypoxylaceae
Product: Pkinase-domain-containing protein
Exons: 3
Coding region: 151-2694 (847 amino acids)
Biological process (GO): regulation of MAPK cascade; intracellular signal transduction; protein phosphorylation
Cellular component (GO): cytoplasm
Molecular function (GO): protein serine/threonine kinase activity; ATP binding
Source: RefSeq, a predicted model, not a curated record
UCCUACCUACUUACGACUACCAUCACUUUUACACUAGUUCCUUACCCCUUACCAAGCCUUAGCUGGAGGUUUAUCUAAAUUGUCUUAUGACAUUUACCGAAUACGUGAACUGACCAUCACAUCAACAGCGCCUACACUACUGGUCAGUUCAUGAACCCCGGCCCGGCCCCGCGACCACCCACGGAUCGCCCGCGUCUCAAUCUUACACCCAGUACCAAUUAUCCAGGGAGCAUGACGAAUGCAGUUUCUUCGCCCAUUACACGUACCGCUACCUCUACAUAUACAGGCUCGACUAUUUCUCUACCUCUCGCUCGUGAACGAUCCAACCAAGCAGACGGCAUGGGAGGUGUUGCAGUUAUAAAAGAAGGGUGGGCACAGGUCAAGGAGAGCAGGAAUUUCAUCCAGCCAUGGAAGCAGAAAUACCUCAUCCUGCGUAAAGAGGCCCUCGACUUCCACAAGGCUGAGGGCGGAAAGGUUUCUUACACUUUAUACCUCAAGGAUGUCGUCAAUGUCGGGCGAGUUGAAGCCGCGGGCACCAUUUUUGAGAUCAAGAGACUUAUGCAAGGUUCUUCUAACAGCCCCGGAGAUGACGACGGCACCAUUAGAACUUUGCACAUCCGAGUGAAGAGCGACGAUGAUCUCUACGAUUGGAUUGACCUCCUCUAUGGCCGAUGUCCGACGAUGGGGGGAGUGAGCAAUCCGACCAAUUUCUCCCAUGCGGUACACGUUGGUUUCGAUCCUCAAACAGGACAGUUCGUAGGCUUGCCCCCUGAAUGGUCUAAACUUUUGAACUCGUCUGCUAUCACAAAGGAAGAUUACGAGCGAAAUCCUCAAGCCGUUUUCGAAGUUUUAGAUUUCUACUCCGAUCUUACCAAAAGAGCAGAAAACCCUCAGCAGUAUCCAAACCUCGCCCCCACGCCACUUCCCAGUACGCAGCAAAACAAACAGCUUGGAUAUGGCGGUGGAGGUGGAGCCUCUGUUGCUCCUCCGAGACCAAUGCCACCUCCACAACGCAGUUACGGUAACCUCCCGACGCAGCAACAGGGUGCCACUCCACCACGACGACCUAGUCCCCCAGAUAUGUCGCAGCGACCGCCAAUACAGAAUUCGGGAAGUAACUACAAUGCGGCGGUUGAUGCAGCGCGAGAAGAACAGCGCAUGAAGCAACUGGAGCUUCAAAGACAGCGAGAGAUUGACGAACAAAACCGACGUGACUUGGAAGCCUAUAAUGCUUCCAUUCCGCAAAAGAAACUUCCUUUGGCUCAACAAGAGGUUGGCGGUGGUGCAUAUGGUGGCUCUCCAGCUUCGGCAGAUCGUUAUAAUCCUAGCCGAGCCGCACCGCCUGCGCCCAAGUCUCUCGGCCAACAGCCCGGCAGCCUUCGCGCUCAGCGGCCUGCUCCGCCCGCGCCCAGCUCUUCGGCGUCUUCGUCUAACAGACCUGUGAUGACAUCGCAAUCGAGCUCAAGCUCCAUGUCCUCACGCGAACCUCAGUCUAGCCAGACGCAGCGUAUGCCGCCGCGAAACGAUCAGUCAUCUGCUCCUCGAUACAACAAUGCAAAUGGCUCUCCUCAACAACGAUCGAAUGGCCAAGCCCAGAACCAGUCAGCGGCAGCAAGAAUGCCCGCCCCAGUCAAGCCUCUAAAUGUUCCCGCCAAGCCUAGCCAGCAACAGAACGAUGGCAUCAAGGCUGCAGAGGCGGCCCUCACAGCCAAGCCUUCGCCGUCGGAAAGAAAACAGGAUGUCCGCAUGUCUACCAUGUCAGAAAAAGAGGUCAUGGCCAAACUGAUCGAAGUUGUCUCAAAAGACGACCCUAACUUGUCUUACUCGAAACAAAAGAAGAUUGGACAGGGUGCGUCUGGCUCCGUCUAUGUGGCUAAGGUUAAAGAAGGUGCCAUGUCUCCUGUUGCUCGAGAGGUCCUCCGUAACCAGGGCUCUAGAGCUCAAGUUGCUAUUAAGCAGAUGGACUUAGCGCACCAACCGCGCAAGGAACUGAUUGUAAACGAAAUCAUGGUGAUGAAGGAUAGCAAGCACCGAAACAUUGUCAACUUUCUUGACGCGUUUCUGCGCAACAACAACGCUGAGUUAUGGGUUGUCAUGGAAUACAUGGAGGGCGGUGCGUUGACAGAUGUCAUUGACAACAACCCAGUCAUUACCGAAGAACAGAUCUCGACAAUUUGCCUCGAGACUUGCCGUGGAUUGCAACACCUACACUCCCAGAACAUUAUCCAUCGUGACAUCAAGAGCGACAAUGUUCUUCUAGAUGCCCGCGGAAACGUGAAGAUUACCGAUUUCGGUUUCUGCGCAAAGCUUACCGAGACCAAGUCGAAGCGAGCCACUAUGGUUGGAACGCCAUAUUGGAUGGCCCCUGAAGUUGUUAAGCAGAAGGAAUAUGGCCCCAAGGUCGAUAUAUGGUCGCUAGGUAUUAUGGCAAUCGAGAUGAUAGAAUCAGAGCCGCCGUAUCUCAAUGAGGAGCCUCUAAAGGCGCUAUAUCUCAUUGCGACCAACGGUACGCCCCGGCUAAAGAAGCCAGAAAAGCUCAGCAAGGAGCUUAAGGCGUUUCUGUCUGUCUGCCUAUGCGUCGACGUUAAGAGCCGUGCUUCGGCAGAUGAGCUCCUGCAACACGACUUCCUCAAGCACGGCUGUCCACUUGGAAGCCUCUCUGAUUUACUUGCCUUCAAAAAGCAUGCGAAAUAAGAAAAUGACGAUACCCUAUUCUCCUAUUGACGAUUCAUUGAGUAGUAGCCCCUCGGAUUUCAAUUCCAGAAACCAUAGGUUCUGGG